AUCAGAUUCCCACUUCAGCUUCGCGCUACGGCUGAGGAAGCUGCAGAGGAAACUUUGACCACUUCAGUUGUUAGCCUAGCAGCGGAGACACACAUCUCCUUUAUUGUUUACAAGUCACUUAUUUAUUCGACUAGCCCUUUUAAAAAGAUGUGGUUUAUUUAUUUACUCAGCUGGUUGUCGCUGGUGGUACAGAUAUGUUUCGUUACUCUAGCUAUUGCUGCAGGCCUGUAUUACCUAGCAGAGUUAAUAGAGGAGUACACAGUCGCCACCAGUCGCAUUAUAAAAUAUAUGAUUAUGUUCUCUACAGCCGUUCUGGUGGGACUCUACCUGUUUGAGGGCUUCCCAACACUCAUGAUCGGAGUGGGGCUCUUCACAAACUUGGUUUACUUUGGUCUGCUGCAGACGUUUCCAUACAUUAUGCUGACCUCACCAAACUUUAUCCUGUCAUGUGCACUGGUUGUGUUAAACCACUAUAUGGCCUUCCAGUAUUUUGCAGAGCAGUACUAUCCUUUCUCUGAGGUUCUGGCGUACUUCACAAUAUGCCUGUGGGUGAUUCCAUUCUCAUUCUUUGUUUCUCUUUCUGCUGGGGAGAAUGUCCUUCCAUCCACUGUGCAGCAGGGAGAUGAUGUGGUGUCAAACUACUUCACUAAAGGCAAGCGGGGCAAGCGCUCGGGCAUCCUGCUCAUCUUCUCCUUCUUGAAGGAGGCUGUUUUGCCAAGCCGACAGAAGAUGUACUGAUGAAGCAGUUGAAAUAAGCAUCGGACGGAGGGUUUGGGGGGGAGGGGGUUGUUCAGGCCACCGGCCCCUUUCAUUGGACAGCAUCUUUUUGUGGGAGGGAUUCGUUUGCAAUGAUGAUCAUGAGAUUGAAUCUGUAGGACCACAUCAGAACAAACACGCACAGACUCCUCGAAUGAACUAAUCUGUCCAUUGAUUCAUGUCGAGAGUCACCAGCUCAUUGUGUUUUAGGCGUAUAAAGCCAUGAAAGGACUUCAGAAGUCUUUAAUUUUUAAAGGCUUAAUCUUUUGACUUGUCUGUAUGUGGAUGAUUGUGGAAGGGGCUUUGGCUUCUGUAGCGUCGCUAGAGGCUCCUGCUGAUUUCCUUCUAAUCACAUCACUUCAAAAGCCAAUGUUUGUGUUCGCUCAUGAAUAUGUCUGGAUUUUUUGUUCACGUUUUAAAGGAAUGUUUUACCCCGAAUUCUUCAGUUUGCUCACUGUCAGUACAUAGUCACGUUUUACACUACAAUCAUUUGCUUUGAGGUCAGACCUUAAUCAAGUAAUUUUUUAAUGAUCUGAUGUUCAUAAGGAUUGUUAAUGUCCUUUCUGCUCCAUUUGAGCUUUAUAAAUCCAUUUUAUAUCAUCCGGUGGUUUGACGAUUAAAGAAAAGCUAGUCUUCUGGUAAAAUGUUGCUUUAAAUAUACUGGAAUCAUGACAAGGCAUUGUGUUGGCCAUGCUUAAUUUGUGUGCUGUACAAAAAUCUAAUAAAAUUCAGUUGUAUGAGUUUUUGAAAGGUAAA
This is a messenger RNA of Megalobrama amblycephala (Wuchang bream), 1512 nucleotides long. RefSeq names its product testis expressed 261 (gene tex261). The coding region runs from base 148 to 738 and encodes 196 amino acids. Gene Ontology annotation, molecular function: COPII receptor activity. The transcript is spliced from 6 exons. Gene Ontology annotation, biological process: endoplasmic reticulum to Golgi vesicle-mediated transport. The record is from RefSeq and is a predicted model, not a curated record. Gene Ontology annotation, cellular component: Golgi membrane; COPII-coated ER to Golgi transport vesicle; endoplasmic reticulum membrane. NCBI's taxonomy places the organism in Eukaryota, Metazoa, Chordata, Actinopteri, Cypriniformes, Xenocyprididae.